ACUUGCAGGAUUUUUCAAGUGACUUUCAAUUGGUAGGAUGAAAAAGUUCAAGAGAAGGCUGUCCCUCACACCUCGAGGAAGCCAGACUAUUGAUGAGUCAUUAUCUGAACUGGCUGAACAAAUGACCAUUGAAGAAAACAGCAGCAAAGAUAAUGAGCCUAUUGUGAAGAAUGGCCGGCCUCCCACAUCUCACAGCAUGCACUCCUUCCUGCACCAGUACACAGGGUCUUUCAAGAAGCUCCCCUUGCGGAGACCCCACAGUGUUAUUGGAGGCAGCCUUGGCUCCUUCAUGGCAAUGCCCAGAAAUGGAAGCAGAUUAGAUAUUGUUCAUGAGAAUCUAAAGAUGGGAUCAGACGGUGAGAGUGACCAAGCUUCUGGGACAUCAUCCGAUGAAGUCCAGUCACCUACAGGGGUUUGUCUUAGAAAUCGAAUACAUAGGCGGAUCUCAAUGGAGGAUUUAAACAAGCGGUUAUCCCUGCCUGCAGAUAUCAGAAUACCUGAUGGAUAUCUUGAAAAAUUGCAAAUCAACAGUCCACCAUUUGAUCAACCGAUGAGCCGAAGGUCUCGUAGAGCUUCUCUAUCAGAAAUUGGAUUCGGGAAAAUGGAAACCUACAUCAAAUUGGAAAAGCUUGGAGAAGGCACAUAUGCAACAGUAUAUAAAGGCAGAAGUAAAUUGACAGAGAAUUUGGUGGCUUUAAAAGAGAUCCGCUUGGAACAUGAGGAAGGAGCGCCCUGUACAGCUAUACGAGAAGUUUCUCUACUAAAGGAUUUAAAACAUGCGAAUAUAGUAACCUUACAUGACAUUGUUCACACAGAUAAAUCUUUGACUUUGGUCUUUGAAUAUCUGGAUAAAGACCUGAAGCAGUACAUGGACGACUGCGGGAGCAUCAUGAGCAUGCACAACGUGAAGCUGUUUCUAUACCAAAUUCUACGUGGCUUGGCAUAUUGCCACAGAAGAAAGGUGUUGCAUCGAGACUUGAAACCACAGAACCUCCUCAUUAAUGAAAAAGGAGAAUUAAAGCUAGCAGAUUUUGGACUAGCCAGAGCCAAGUCAGUCCCUACGAAGACCUACUCAAAUGAGGUGGUCACGCUGUGGUAUCGGCCCCCUGAUGUGCUUCUUGGCUCUUCAGAGUACUCGACACAGAUCGACAUGUGGGGUGUUGGUUGCAUUUUCUUUGAAAUGGCUUCGGGAAGACCUCUGUUUCCAGGAUCAACUGUGGAAGAUGAACUACACUUAAUUUUCCGACUACUAGGAACACCGUCUCAGGAAACUUGGCCAGGUGUUUCUUCAAAUGAUGAAUUCAAGAACUACAACUUUCCUAAAUACAAACCGCAGCCUCUAAUAAACCAUGCACCCAGGUUAGACUCUGAAGGAAUUGAAUUGAUAACAAAAUUUCUUCAAUAUGAAUCUAAGAAAAGGGUUUCAGCAGAAGAGGCCAUGAAACAUGUAUACUUUCGAAGUCUGGGACCAAGAAUACAUGCUUUACCAGAAAGUGUAUCGAUAUUCACUUUGAAAGAGAUUCAGUUGCAAAAGGACCCGGGUUUUCGAAAUUCUUCUUAUCCAGAGACAGGACAUGGGAAGAACAGAAGACAGAGCAUGCUCUUUUAAGUCUGAUAACAUGGUUUCAAGCCCAGCCCCCAGCCUUUCUUGUCAAUCAAGGACUCAGAUCUGAAGGCAGUUAUUUCUUUUGGUGGACUUGGAAUCUCCGUUUGUCUGCACUGUCCUCUUCACAGUGGAGUCUUUUUAUUUCAGACCUGCAGAUUGUUUUUAUAUUUGUUGUCACAGUGUGACAAUUUUUUGUACAGUCGGUUUUAAGGUCUUCUCUGCCAGUAGAGCCAGGAGGUUACAACUAUUGAUGUAACUGUAGCUGCAGUUUUUGUGCAGGACUGAGAAACACAGUGCAUUAUUUAUUGCGGAAUCAUUGCUGCUAAAUAACUACUGUCUGUUUAUUUAACACAACAGUUGAAUGCCUGAAGAAGUUGCAGUGGCUUCAUUAUAUGUGAAUGCAUCUGUUUCUCCUCAUGGAUCGUUUUACUGCUGCAUUUUUGUUUGUUUUUAAAAUUAAACUGCAGUGUUUCCUGGGAUAUAUAUUUAGCUUUGCUUCACAGUAAAAUUAAGUGAGCCAUCUUGAACACUCUUAAGUUUGUGUGACAUGAUUUCUUAUUGAACAUUGGCAGAUAGAGUAGCUAGCAGUUGAUAACCACAUUGUUUAGGAAAGCAUGUUGAUGCAGAAGUUGAUUCAAGCAAGUGAAUACCUGACAUUUUGGGUUUCUCACGUUAGACACCAAUAAAUUAAAGCACCAAGAUUAUUUAUUGUUAUCUAUUCCUCAUUUUAGAAAUGUCUGCUGCAUAUUACUGGAUAUUUGUAUACUAAUAGACUUUAACUAUUUUACAUUGUGCUUUCAUUUAGUUAAUACUUAGCCAUAUAAGUUCAUUUAAACAUGAGAGUCUUGCUUGUGUUUAAAUAGAUUUCUUUUACUAGAAAGGAUGAUACUUCAUACGGACACAGUUUAUUUCAUUUGGGGGCUGUGUAUGUUUCAAAACAUUCACUUGGGAUCAGCAUAAAGCUGUAAUAUGUCCUUGAAAUGAGCCAUGACAAAUUUCAUACGAGAGAAAUGAGAACUUCGAGGAUUGCUUUCAGGCAUUGUAGGAAUUAUCUUUAUCAGACAUAAUAAAUAUUACAGUUUUAAUUAUGCAUCUCCUUGAGCAUCACAGACACAGGGCGGUGUUGGUAGCAGUGCUUUAUGCAUUUCUGUUCUCCUUUUAGAACUAUUUUUAGUGCAUCUUACAAACUAGAAAUCUUAAUUGGUAUGUUUUGAAAUGGUCAUGUAAAUUUUUGCCUUAUAUAUCAUGAGAAUAGUCAUAACUUAAUUUUUUUCCUGACAUUCACUGUAAAACAUUCAGGGGUCCUACCAUUUCUGUUCAGGAAAUCUUGUAGUUUAUUGUUAUUUAACAGUAUUAAAUGGAUUUUUGUAUAUUUCAUUUUAACUUUAUUUUGUGAAUAGUGAUUGUGGCAUGUUUGGGAUAUUAUUUUAAUUUUUCAUGAUACUGAAAUUUUAAUUUUAAAAAAAUAUUCCUGAAAGAAACAGAUUCAUGUGUGAUGGUGAAUAUCGGACCACUACUGCUUUUCACA
Octodon degus (degu) is the source of this 3134-nucleotide messenger RNA. It is a transcript of the gene Cdk17, whose product is annotated as cyclin dependent kinase 17. The transcript is spliced from 16 exons. Lineage: Eukaryota; Metazoa; Chordata; Mammalia; Rodentia; Octodontidae. Gene Ontology annotation, cellular component: cytoplasm; nucleus. Bases 38 to 1609 code for a protein of 523 amino acids. Gene Ontology annotation, molecular function: ATP binding; protein kinase activity. Gene Ontology annotation, biological process: protein phosphorylation. The record is from RefSeq and is a predicted model, not a curated record.